CCCCAGCCAUUAUGGAAGAAGCUAUUAGCUUAGAAUGUGAAGAUCAAACCACUUGUUCCACUUCUUCCACCAGCGCCACCACCACUAACACCGUCGCUGCCGCCACCAUCACCAUCACAACUGCCACCUCCUCCUCCCCAUCAUGCUCUUCUCCAACAACCAUCUCAACCAAAUUAGUGAUAAAAAAAGGGUCUAAAAGGGUUCAAGAACCCAAAAAAGACAAUGAGAUAAACAAGAAGGCCAAGAAGAGUAGUGAUGAUGGAAAACACCCGAUUUAUCGCGGCGUUCGCAUGCGUAGUUGGGGGAAAUGGGUGUCUGAAAUCCGAGAGCCGAGAAAGAAAUCAAGAAUAUGGCUUGGCACUUUCGCGACAGCCGAAAUGGCGGCUCGAGCCCACGACGUAGCUGCCAUUGCAAUCAAAGGUCAGUCGGCUCAUCUCAACUUCCCCUCGCUGGCUCAUGAGCUGCCCUGCCCAGCUUCCAAGUCCCCCAAAGACAUCCAGGCCGCGGCUUCCAAAGCAGCUGCCCUAGCCACUCUGAGGAGCCAUGAAGCUGAAAUUGAAUCUGAGCCGAGCCAAGCCGAGCUGAUGGGUUCGCGCUCACCGGACUCCACCAUGGCAUCUCAUGAUAAUAGAGCCAGAGAGUCAUCAAAUUCACCUCUGAGCAACAUUGAUGACCCAUUUUUCGACCUUCCAGAUCUCUUCCUAAACCUCGGUUAUCGAAUCAACGACCUCUAUUACACACCAGCGUGGCAGCUGAGCCGAGCCGAGCCAGUUGAUGAUGAGUUUUGGCCUGAAGAGCCUUUCUUGUGGGCUUGAAGGUGUUUGUUACUACUCUGUAAACAUCAAUCCUCCUUUUUUGUUUUUUUUUUUGUUUGAUUUUUAUUUGAAUCAAUCCUUCCUAAUCUUCCCAUUCAUGUUAUAUAUAUUGAACAUUAAAUUAAUCAAGUUAGUUGAUUGAGAAAAUCCCAUGUAAAUUAGCGUGUUUGUGAAAUAAAACAUUUUGUUAAGUUUUUUAUA
Camellia sinensis is the source of this 1016-nucleotide messenger RNA. RefSeq names its product ethylene-responsive transcription factor ERF039. Gene Ontology annotation, biological process: regulation of DNA-templated transcription. The record is from RefSeq and is a predicted model, not a curated record. Gene Ontology annotation, molecular function: DNA-binding transcription factor activity; DNA binding. Lineage: Eukaryota; Viridiplantae; Streptophyta; Magnoliopsida; Ericales; Theaceae.